This is a messenger RNA of Protomyces lactucae-debilis, 1094 nucleotides long. RefSeq names its product putative GCV2-glycine decarboxylase P subunit. Gene Ontology annotation, cellular component: mitochondrion; glycine cleavage complex. Gene Ontology annotation, biological process: glycine decarboxylation via glycine cleavage system. Lineage: Eukaryota; Fungi; Ascomycota; Taphrinomycetes; Taphrinales; Protomycetaceae. Bases 10 to 1002 code for a protein of 330 amino acids. The record is from RefSeq and is a predicted model, not a curated record. Gene Ontology annotation, molecular function: glycine binding; pyridoxal phosphate binding; glycine dehydrogenase (decarboxylating) activity. The transcript has a single exon.
GAUUUGGACAUGGCUGAUUUGGAGGCGAAAGCUGUCAAGUAUGCCAAGAACUUGGCUGCCUUUAUGGUCACGUAUCCUUCUACCUUUGGUGUAUUUGAACCACAGGUCAAGGCUGCGAUUGAUGUGAUUCACAAGCAUGGUGGACAAGUCUAUAUGGAUGGUGCAAACAUGAAUGCUCAGGUGGGACUUUGCUCACCCGGUGAGAUUGGUGCUGAUGUCUGUCACCUCAACCUGCACAAGACGUUCUGUAUUCCACACGGCGGUGGUGGUCCAGGCGUGGGACCUGUUGGCGUGAAGAAGCAUCUCGCACCAUUUCUACCAGGUCACCCAGUCAUUGCGACAGGUGGCGAACAUGCCAUUUCACCCGUCGCUGCUGCUCCCUGGGGUUCAGCGUCCAUCUUGCCAAUCACAUGGGCAUACAUCAAGAUGCUUGGUGCUGAGGGUCUGACACACGCAACACGCAUGGCACUCCUCAAUGCCAACUACAUGGCCAAGAAACUCGCCCCACACUACAAAUUGUUGUAUACCAACACGAAUGGACAUUGUGCGCACGAGUUCAUACUGGAUACAAAAGAUCUCAAGGCAUCUGCUGGCAUCGAAGUGAUUGAUAUUGCAAAACGUCUACAAGAUUAUGGAUUCCAUGCACCGACCAUGUCAUGGCCCGUCUCAACAGGUCUCAUGAUUGAACCAACGGAAUCUGAGAGUAUUGCAGAAAUGGAUCGUUUCUGUGAUGCCAUGAUUGAGAUUCGCAAGGAGAUUGCAGAGAUUGAGAGUGGGUCGCAGCCACAAGACAAUAAUCUCCUCAAGAACGCACCACAUCCGAUGAAGGAUUGUUUCACGCAAGGCGAAUGGACACGUCCGUAUUCUGCGCAGCGUGCGGCGUUCCCAUUGCCGUACUUGUGGAAGAAUAAGUUUUGGCCAACAGUGGGCCGACUGAAUGACGCGCAUGGUGAUAUGGCGCUCUGCACUUGCACACCUCUGCAGAAGGAAGACCUCGAGUAAUCGACAGACCUGGCUUUUCACCUUCACACACAUAAUCACACCUCUGUGACAGUCUCAACGACUGCCACACAUGUUUCAACUACAUCCUUUGG